Schizosaccharomyces japonicus yFS275 is the source of this 6232-nucleotide messenger RNA. Its product is annotated as ribosome biogenesis protein Urb2. The transcript is spliced from 2 exons. The record is from RefSeq and is a predicted model, not a curated record. Bases 181 to 4128 code for a protein of 1315 amino acids. Lineage: Eukaryota; Fungi; Ascomycota; Schizosaccharomycetes; Schizosaccharomycetales; Schizosaccharomycetaceae.
UUCGUAUACGUGCUGUGAUAACAACAAGUUAAGCAAUCCUUUAAUAAUUAUUGCUUAAUGGAAUUCAGAAUUCAUUUUGAGCUUUGUUUCGCAUUUUCUCCUGUCACAUGAAGGCCGGGUUCUCCCACCUAAGCGAAGCACUUCUUCACCUGUUCAGUCUCGUUCGAACUGUUUAAAACAAUGAAUCUGGAGCAGCUUACUCGCUCCAUUCGUGACAAGGAGGGAAAUAGAUUAGAACAAGUGAAGUUAGCCACUUCAUUGUUUAAUGACGAGAUUGAAACUUACUUUCCCAAAAAAGAGCAGUUCAUCCUAACUUUCUUGUUUGAUCGUCUUAAGGAAGAUGGAAAAAAUGGUGAAAAACCAAACUAUUUAAGCAUUGAAUAUUGGGAUCUUCUUCGGUCAGUUUGGAGCAGUGGUAAGGUGUCGAAAGGGUUUAUGCUCAAUUGUCUGCAUAAACAAGCAUUGAUUCCACUUGUCAUAAAAGCUUUUGACUCUCUCUGCAAAACUUUUCGGCCCGAUGUCUUCAACAGUAUUUGUCUUACCCUUAACAAAAUUUAUGACACUGCGGAUGUUCUCUAUGCUACAAAAUGUACUCAAGAGCAAGCAUCUUUGAUACUUUCCAAGUUUCUUUUGCUAGCGGUGUCAACUGAUUCACAAAAGUUUUCGAGCUUAACUACUACGUUAAAACUUGUCCAAGAAAUCGUUUAUGUAUCUUUUAGAGGACAGACAAAUCCAAGGAAAGCAGCAAUUUCACUCUUCGAAUUGAUCUCUGCACCUCUUCUUUCUUAUUUAUCAGCUACUUCGAUUACGGAGGACAUGAAACUUUGUGUUAAAGAAGUUCUUCAUGAAUGCUGCUUUUCAGUCCUUUUAGAUUCACUUUCUAGCUCUUCUGAAGCGUCUAUGUCUCUUUUGAAUACGUUCAUAAAAAAUGAUGUCGAACCAGUUAUGCUGCUAUCACUCCCCGAACUCUACUCUUUCGUUCUUUCUUCAAUUGAACUGCAGAAGCAAGCAAUCAUGCGGCCACUUUCAACUAUGAAGGCUUCGGAUCUCACAUUCUACUUUUUUGCUAUGUUUUCUCAAUUGGCAUUAUCACCAAGAUAUAAAACGGAUCCAUUUGAACAGCUGAAAGCAUUGGAUGGUAUUGUGUCCCAGCUUGCUAAAAGUAGUCUUCGUCGCGGUGCUCCGGACGAAAGUAUUUCUCAUAUACUUGACAAAAUCGUCUUGCUUUCUUCGGAAUACACAUCGAGCGAAACCGUGUAUCAAAAUGUCUGGCAGAUAUUUGUGAAUAUUCUUGAUAUUAACUUUGAUGCUGUCUUUUCCCGAAUGCCAUGCAUAUGGACAUGUGCAAGUAAGAUUAACGAGCGUAACCGUAAACCUGUUUUGUCUUUCUUUUCUUCGGUUAUUGAAUCCUAUGGAAGAGCUCGAAGUUUGCAUGUUUUCUGCAAAGACUGGUUUAAUACUUUGCAGGGAUUGUCUAAUUUCGACAACCUAAUUGUUCAUCGUCAUCUGAUAGAUGCAUUUGCUACAUGUGUUGGCACGGCUCUGAGCACAGCUGCUUUCAAUGAUUUGUUGCGGGAGUAUAUUCAGACUGCUAGUAACCAUUCUCUAAAGCCUGCCGCUACGGUGAUUAUUGCCUCGCUAAUUAAGAGUCUUCAUCACUUUACUACAUUGUCUACUAGUACAAUUUCCUUACUUAAGGAUUUUUACAGUGUAUUGAUCAUGCCAUUUAUUGAGGGUUCACUUCCCGCCAACGCUUUAAACUCUUUCAUUCUAAUGGCACACUUUGACUGUAUAAAUCUCUCUGAUGAAUAUUCCCAUGCUACAAGUGAUAAAUGUCUUGGCUACCUGCAGUCCCUACUGUUGAAGGCUGAACUUGAAGACUCCGUUUUGGUUUGGGCUCUUCAGUGCUAUUUUGGAUACGUUGAACUUUAUCCGAUAGCUGACAAUGACACUGAAGAAUUUGCUGAAGUACUAAAGCUAACACUUACGUUAUCUACUAAACUUGAUGAUACUGGCUCAAAAGAUAAACGACAUUCCAUCACGCUGAGACCACUUACUGCUUCAAAAGCGAUAUUUUUAACUAUGACGAGUCGUUGGUUAAAAAUUUUUGAAACUUAUGAAAAGCACCUGGAUUUGCAAACUUGGUUUGGAUUUUUGUUGGAACAGUCCUUUUUGGAAAGCGGAGACAUUGACAAGUCCUCAACUUCCUCAUAUACAUGCAUUCUGUUGCGAAUGCUUGCGUCUUCAGAAGUUUACGAGCAGCCAUCUGUAUGUGCCGCAUUUCAGCAGGCGAUGAUAAAAUUCAUGGUACAAGGGGAAUUUUCUUCUUACAUGAAUGAAGAGUGUUCACAAGUUUUUUCAGGAAAUUGGUCGUUCCUCACACAAUUAAAGACUAUUUACCAUGCGAAGUUCAUCUUAAACUUGCUAAAGUUCAUACCUAUUGAAUCCAUUAAAAAGGGGAACCGGUCUCGCUUCUUAAAUGCAUUUGCACUAUACGAUUUGGCAGCUGAACUUGAAAAAGACGUUGCUCUCAUGAAAUCUCUUCGAAAGGCAAUUUUUGCCCUUUCCAAACUUACCAUCGCCUGGGAAACCUUAAAAAUGGAAGGCUAUAUUAUGAGACUUGUUGAAACCGCAAACAAUCAUAUAUCGCUUUUACCAGGUACCUCGGAAAUCCUUGGUCACUGGUUUACAGUUUCCACAGCCAAUGUGUUGAGUCCGAGUAUACGAAAAGUUUUUAGUAUGACUUCUAGCUCCGUUGGCUGUUUACUCUUUCUUAGUCUUUUCUUUUCACAUGCGAAUGUGAUACAAAAAACAUUGUCUGAUGACAAAAUCUUUCCCCCUAUGUUAAAUGAGGGGGCAGAGUUUCUAUUCCAUGCCACUAAACCAUGUGCUGACGGAGAUGAAGUCUCCAAAGCUUAUACUAAAUACUAUCUUGGUUCAUGCAUAAACCUUGUCCGUUUAAGUGUAUCAGAUGAUUCAUUGAUGAAACGUCUUUCUAAUUUGCGAAAUCAAAUCGAGCUUGUGAUUAUGAAGUAUAUCGAUCAAUCGACAGAAGAUGAUGUUUUUCCGAUGUGGAUAUCUUUGGUUGCUUUAACCGCAAACUCUGUUGAUGAUUGUCUUAGAUGUUUAGCGUAUUUGGCGGCUUUCUCCAAAGAGAAUGAGGUGCUCUUGUUAAGUGAUUCGGAUAUUCGCUUUAUGUUACAAGGUCGGACAGAUGAAGAGAACAUUUGUCUCCUAAAGCAAACGGUUUCCCUUUGCACACACAUUGCGCAUGCGCCAAACGAGCUGGCAAUACCGCUUUCCUCGAUUCUAAGAGUUUUGUUGCUACUGGCGCAAUUAGCAGAAAUACCUUAUACGGAAACUGCAACGGUUUCCUCGGAUAUUCUUCAUACACUUUCACAAAUUCUUUUGAAAAACGUUUCACUCUCGGAACCAUCUCUUUUCUGCGUAUUAAAAAUUAUUAAAAUUUAUGCACACAUGCCUAUCAAAAGCUUAAAUCAUACAGGCAUGAACCAUCUUCUUCUUUCACUUAGUUACUUUUGUGGUAAUCGAUACAAAGGACCAAUUUUGGUUAACUCAAAUGAGUUCGCUUUAGAGCUCAUUUCAAUUUUGACAGGUCUUCUCUACAAUCACAGAUCGUAUAUUAAUGGACGAUUCCACGUUCUGUUUGCUGUACUAAAAGGUUUCCUUGUCUCCUUUACUCGGACUCAAAAUGAUCAGAAAUCUCAAAAAGAACAGGGACGCUUUAAAUGGCUUCCCAAAAAUAGUGCUUUCACUAAUGAGGUAGCUAAUGGAUUCACUCGGUUAGUAACCAUUUGGAUGAAUCCAAAUCUCAUGCACGACGCUAAUAAGCGUACCUCUGUUUUAUCGAAUGCAGACAAAUUAUUUACAAAAGCUUCAGCCAAGCAUUUCCUUUUCCUUUUGCUUGAAUUCAUGAACUAUCAAAUAUGGUACACUUAUUCACCGGACAUAAAAGAAGCACUCCUUCCUGGAUUUAAUGCUAUCUAUGAGAACUUGUCCACUCAUGAAAAGGAAAGCAUCAAUGCAGCACUCGAUGCAUCAUCGAGAGUGGUCUACAAAAAUUUUGUCAAUGACUGGUCGCGGUUUUCUAGGUGGGUAGAACAAUAGACGAGCUCGUGUCUACAGAGAAUUAAAAGCGACUUUAUUUCGUUUCAUAAUAAUAUGCGGGUAAGUAGCGUCAAAAUCUUAAAUUCGUUACAGGGUUCUAUUCAUUCCCAAUGGUUUGCGCUGAGCGAAGUAAAUCCUAAAAUGUUAGUAGUUGUUUUAACACUGUGCCUUACAUUAACAAACAUGUUGCAGUUUAAUACCGCAUUACUAGCCAAAACAAUUCGAGUACCAUUUUGAGCAGCAUUAAGUUCGGAAACAAUUUUUGCUUCUUCAAAAGUAGCGCCGCCAACAAUGACAACAAUGAUAUCUUGUGGUUUCUUAAUUAUAGCGGUGUUAACAGUAGAGGCAUAGGGCUGAGUGGCUGUCCGAGGUUUUCCAUUUAAUAUAUCGGUUAAGAUGACUUUAAGGAAAGGAACAUGCUGCGUAUAAACGUUUUCAACUCCCCGAAGACCGUGGAGUCCACUUCUAGCGGCUUUUGAAAAGAUAUUGGAGGAAGGAAAUAUCUCAUCUUGUCUCGCUUGUUUACCACACAAACUGAGUAAAACAGGAACGCAGGAAGCCGACAUAGGGUUUGAGAGAUUCGCGACUAAUAGCGCUUGUAAAGUUUUAACAUUACCUGGAAAAUCUUUUUCAUAACGAAGAGCAUAGAGACAAACCAGACACAGCUUCAGGGUGUCAGGUACGGUAGACAUUAAUGCAGCUUGAAUAGCCGUGAAAUCACUAGACUGAGAGUCAUUGCAUGCCAAACUCUGUUCUAACUCGCCCAAUUCCAACAAGUUGUCAUGUUGUACGCGAUUAGAUAGUUCACUCAGAAGUGCCACAUGCUUGGACACAUUUCCGGAGAGUUUUUUAUAAUCAGGAUAAGCUUCCAGAAACUGUUUCAUGUCAUCAAUAGUUUCGAUAUCGCUGGCCUUUUUAGAGGAUUUGGAUUGUAAUUGAGAAACAUAAUUCUUAAUCUUUAUACCAAGGUCUCCAAAGUUAUUGAGCAUUGUUUCCUGAUAGAAGUUGUCUUGAAAUGGAUUCAAAACAAAUUCUUGUGGUUCUUGUGAAGCGUCCGAGGUAUUUGGGAGUGUCACUCGUCCAUUCUGGAUACCAAAUAAAUCAUGGACCAUUGCCUGAUAUGUCCAUUGCAUUAAUAAUGGUGUUACUGGAUCAUUUUUGCGGUCUAGGAUUAGAAGUAGUGGAUCGACAUCAGACUUCCGGAAGUUAAAUAGCUGGAGUUCCUGUUGUAUAGUAUACGAAAUCUGUCCAGCGAGUUUUAAACACAUGUCACUAUUUGCAUCAUAACGAAUUACGGGAUUCUUCUUCAAAGACAAGAGUAAGGAAACGACACCCUGAUGCACUCGUUCAAGAGCGUUUUCAUCCCAAGUAUCUUUAGCCGUUCCUAAUACGUGAGGCAUAGCAAAGGAAGCAAAGUCCGAGUUGACAACUUCGUAAUCUAAGAAAUACUCCUGUACACUUUUAACCGCUUCAAAGUCAUCGGAUUCUGCAAUUCUUUCCAGGAGACUUCUGCUCACAAUAUUUGUAAAAUAAAGAUGAUACUCAGCAUACUUUGGGUUCCGAAUUUCUUCGCACAAAAGUCUUAUAUGAAGUUUCGUAGGACGUAUAAAAGCAACGCAUUUUAAAUGACGAACAUUUUCCCUUUGAUUUUCGAGUACUCUGUAACAGAAUGUUAAUGUUUGAGCUAACUUAAGUGUAUACCACCAUACUCUGUUAAAUAAACCUGAUUUUCAAGAAGCUCAGUCUGUGUUAAACAGGAAGAGACAAUUGAAAUUGUUUCUUUAUCAAGAAGAACUACUUUUAAUCCUGAAACUUCCUGAAAGAUUCGCUUGAAAUAUGACUUAGCAGCUGCAUUGACAUCCAUUAAGAAAGCUACGUGAACAACAACAAUCGAGACGUAAUUCAAUCAAUAGAAAACACUCCGAAGUCAAAUACAAACGUCUGACACGUCAACGAAAAAAACUGGUGGAAGACCUAUUCCUAAGGCUAAGGAACAGUUAGGUCAUCGAGCCGAAGACGAACCCACGGUCAAGUGAAAUUUACCAAAAGUUACUGUUUAUAAACUACAUUCUGACUACGUCAAGACAAUCAAUGUCUGUUUCUU